AUGGAUAGGAGUUGGAUGUCUAUUAAGAACUACCUAGAUCCCAAGUAUUUAGAUGAAGUUGAUGAAUUUAUUAAGUUUGCUCUUCUAGGCAAGGAUCCUAAUUGUAAACUGCCAUGUCCUUGCAAAGUAUGCAAUAAUUUUGAGGAUCAAACUAAGGAAGUCAUGGCCAAUCACUUGUGUCGAGGAAUUGUUGAUAGUUAUACUAGGUGGAUAUAUCAUGGCGAAGGGUUUGAAUCAGAUGAUGAGAAUGAUGACAUAGAAAUCAAUGACAACGAUAGUGACUUUGACAGUAUGGAGGAGCUGUUAAAUGAUGUAGGAGUUGCUAACUUUGGUGAGAGUUGGAGACAUUCACCGGAACUUGAUACGGGUGCUUGUACCGAGAAAGAAGGAGAAGCAAGUAGGUUUCUCAGAUUAUUAUCGGAGGCUGAAAAAUCUCUAUACCCGGGCUGUGAAAAGUAUUUAAAACUCUCGUUUAUUGUCCAUAUCCUCCACUUGAAAACAAUGAAUCGGUGGACUUGUAAAUCUACUGAUAUGUUGCUGAAGUUCUUGCAUCAAGUAUUUCCUACAGCUUUGAUUCGCAGCUCAUAUUACGAGGCAAAAAAUUUCAUCCGUGAGUUGGGGCUGAAGUGUGAAAAGAUCCACGCCUGUGAAAAUGAUUGCGCACUUUUUUGGAAUGAAAAUAAAGGCCUUGAUCAUUGUCCAAAUGAAAAAUGUAAAGCACCGCGGUAUAAAUCUCCAAAUUCCAAAAUACCUAGAAAGGUGUUGCGUUAUUUUCCAUUAAAAUCAAGGCUGCAAAGACUGUUUGUGAACAAAGAGAUUGCUCGGGAUAUGAGGUGGCAUAAGGAGAGACGUGUAGAUAAUGAGAACAUGAUGCGACACCCUGCUGAUUCAUUAGCUUGGAAGGAUUUUGAUAGAAAUCACAAGUCCUUCGCUGAAGAUCCUAGAAAUGUAAGGCUAGGACUUGCUAGUGAUGGCUUUAAUCCCUUUGGAACCAUGAGCAAUUCAUACAGUAUAUGGCCUGUUAUCCUUGUUCCUUACAAUCUACCUUCUUGGAAAUGCUUAAAAGAUCCAUUUUUUUUCCUAUCAAUGAUUAUUCCUGGUCCCAAAGCACCUGGAAAUGACAUUGAUAUAUUCUUUAGACCAUUAGUUGAUGAGUUAAAAGAGUUAUUUGCCACUGGUGUGGAGACAUAUGAUGCCUUCAGGGAGGAGAAGUUCAUGUUACGUGCAGCACUUUUGUGGACAAUAAACGAUUUUCCAGCAUAUGGCUAUUUGUCGGGAUGGAGUACAAAAGGGUACAAGGCAUGUCCUGUGUGCUUAGAUGAGACGACUAGUCUAUAUCUUAAUAAUGGUCACAAAUGUUGUUACAUGGGCCAUCGCCGUUUUCUGCCUAUUGAUCAUAAAUGGUGUCGAGAAAAAAAGCAAUUUAAUGGAGAAAGAAAACAUAGACAGCCUCCUAGGACCCUAUCAGGUGAAAAAGUCCUCCAAAAACUUCUUCGUAUUGAGCAAGUUGAGUUUGGCAAGGCACCUGAUUUGCUGCAACAGAAGAAAAGAAAACGCGUGCAGAACAGUUCAAAUUGGAAGAAGAUGAGCAUAUUCUUUGAACUUCCAUAUUGGAGUACCAAUAAAAUUAGACAUAAUUUGGAUAUUAUGCACAUUGUCAAGAAUGUAUGUGAAUCUUUGGUAGGUACAUUAAUGAAUAUCCCUUCGAGAACUAAGGACACAUGGCAGGCUAGGGAGGAUUUAAAAGAAAUGGGAUUAAGGGAAGAGUUGCAUCUACAAUCGGGAGGUGGGCAAUCUAAAGUUAUGCCGCCUGCAUGUUACACUUUAUCACGCCUAGAGAAAAAGAAUUUCUGCCAGUUUUUGAGCACUAUCAAGUUCCCGGAUGGCUUUGCUUCAAACAUUCCUUGGUGUGUGAAGACCAAGGAGUGUCAACUUUUAGGAAUGAAGAGUCAUGACUACUAUGUGUUCAUACAACGACUUCUUCCACUAGCAACUAGAGGAAUGCUGUCAAAAGAUGUCAUGUAUACACAUGCACGUGGAGAAUGUACUGAUGAAUUGUUGUCCUUGGCUAGAGGACCUGAUUUUCGAGUCAAUACAUUUGCUGGCUGUAAUGUGAAUGGAUUUAGAUUCCACAUUAAGGCUCGGGAAAGAGAAAGAAAGACACAAAAUAGUGGAGUUAUGGUAAAGGGGGAGCAUGCUGAUAAAGAAACAUACUUCUAUGGUAUAAUUACUGAUAUAGUUGAGGAAGCUAAGGAGGGAAGGACAGUUGGACCAAUUGAACUUUAUGACAUGACACAUUUUAGUCGAAAGAAGAAUGCUAUGGUUGACGAGACAUCAGCUGAAAAACUGGUGACUGGGCGUAUAACUGGAUAUGUACGUGGUCAUGGCCCCUCCAAGGCUAGUUUAAUUACACAAAAACUUGCAGAGAUAGAAGAAUUCAAGAAAAGGGCAGAACAAGCUGAGAAACGAUCAACUGAAUUGGAAGUUCAAGUCCAAUCUCAACAGCAGCUGAUGCAAAGGCUUGAGAAUCAACAAGCUGAAAUGCAAAACCAGCAGCUUGAAAUGCUAGAACUCCUUAAGGCUUUACGAGCAGAAUUGCAGUCCAAGAACUAA
Molecule: messenger RNA, 2613 nt
Organism: Coffea eugenioides
Lineage: Eukaryota; Viridiplantae; Streptophyta; Magnoliopsida; Gentianales; Rubiaceae
Exons: 4
Coding region: 1-2613 (870 amino acids)
Source: RefSeq, a predicted model, not a curated record